Mastomys coucha (southern multimammate mouse) is the source of this 3545-nucleotide messenger RNA. RefSeq names its product receptor interacting serine/threonine kinase 2 (gene Ripk2). Gene Ontology annotation, cellular component: cytoplasm. Gene Ontology annotation, molecular function: JUN kinase kinase kinase activity; ATP binding. The coding region runs from base 531 to 2150 and encodes 539 amino acids. The transcript has 11 exons. Lineage: Eukaryota; Metazoa; Chordata; Mammalia; Rodentia; Muridae. Gene Ontology annotation, biological process: innate immune response; protein phosphorylation; positive regulation of apoptotic process. The record is from RefSeq and is a predicted model, not a curated record.
GAGACAGAGAGACAGAGAGACAGAGAGACAGAGAGACAGAGACAGAGAGACAGAGAGACAGGGGGGGGCAGAUCGUAGAUCGUAGAGGGAGGAGCCGGCGGUGGGAGGAGCCGGCAGAGAGAAGAGCUUGCAGAGGGAGCAGCCGGCGGAGGGAGAAGCCGAUUGUGGGAGGAGCCGGUGGAGGGAGGAGAUUGCAGAGGGAGGAGCCGACAGUGGGAGGAACCGGCAGAGAAAGGAGGUUGCAGAGGGAGGAGUCUGCGGAGGGAGAAGCCCGGGUAGGAGACGAAGCCUGAGUUGGUGAAGGUCGGAGCCCGCCCAAGGAGGAGCCGGCGGAGGGAGGAGCCCGCGGAGCCCUGGAGGAGGGCGGAGGAAGGUCCGACUCGGCGCGGCCGCUGACCCGACGGGCUCCCAAGCACAGCCGGCCGGGCCGGAACUGCAGUGGCCGCGCGGGAAUGGGCCGCCCCGGGACCUAGCGCGGCGCAGCACGGGCCGCGGCCAGCGUCGAGCGGAGCCACCGCGCAGCCGGAGCCAUGAACGGGGACGCCAUCUGCAGCGCGCUGCCCCCCAUCCCCUACCACAAGCUCGCCGACCUGCACUACCUCAGCCGGGGCGCCUCUGGCACCGUGUCGUCGGCACGACACGCGGACUGGCGCGUGCGGGUGGCAGUGAAGCACCUACACAUCCACACGCCGCUGCUCGACAGUGAAAGAAAUGACAUCUUACGGGAAGCCGAAAUAUUACAUAAGGCAAGAUUUAGUUACAUUCUUCCAAUUUUGGGAAUUUGCAAUGAGCCUGAAUUUUUGGGCAUAGUUACUGAAUACAUGCCAAAUGGAUCAUUAAAUGAGCUUCUACACAGAAAAACUGAAUAUCCUGAUAUUGCGUGGCCAUUGAGAUUCCGCAUCCUGCAUGAAAUUGCUCUUGGUGUAAAUUACCUGCACAAUAUGAACCCCCCUCUGCUUCAUCAUGACUUAAAGACUCAGAAUAUCUUGUUGGAUAAUGAAUUUCAUGUCAAGAUUGCAGAUUUUGGUUUAUCAAAAUGGCGCAUGAUGUCCCUCUCUCAAUCACGAAGUUACAAAUCUGCACCCGAAGGAGGAACAAUCAUCUAUAUGCCACCUGAGAACUAUGAACCAGGACAGAAAUCAAGGGCCAGUGUGAAGCAUGAUAUAUACAGCUAUGCAAUUAUUAUGUGGGAAGUGCUAUCCAGAAAACAGCCUUUUGAAGAGGUCACCAAUCCUUUGCAGAUCAUGUACAGUGUGUCCCAGGGACAUCGGCCUGACACUAGUGAGGAGAAUUUGCCAUUUAAUAUACCUCAUCGAAGUCUCAUGAUCUCUCUAAUACAAAGUGGAUGGGCGCAAAACCCAGAUGAAAGACCAUCUUUCUUGAAAUGCAUAAUAGAACUUGAACCAGUUCUGAGAACAUUUGAAGACAUAACAUUUCUUGAGGCUGUUCUUCAGCUAAAAAGGGCAAAGAUACAGAGUGCAUCGAGUACUAUUCACUUAUGUGAUAAGAAAAUGGAUUUGUCGCCGAACCUACCUGCAAACCAUCCUCCACAGGAGGAAUCGUGUGGAUCCUCUCUGCUUUCUACAAACACUGGUUCUCCUGGGACAUCCAGGUCCCUGUCAGCUCCUCAAGACAAAGGUUUUUUAUCUGGAGCACCUCAAGACUGCUCUUCAUCGAACGCACACCACUGUCCUGGAACCCACAGCUGGGAUGGCAUCGUUUCUGUAUCACAAGGGGCAGCCUUCUGUGAUCGCAGGGCCACCGUGUGCUCCUUGGCUGUAAUAAGUCCACUCUUGGUUGAGAAAAGUUCAGAGCGCCUGCAAGCUGGUAUAGCACAACAGUGGAUCCAGAGUAAGAGGGAAGCCAUUGUGAGCCAGAUGACUGAAGCCUGCCUUAACCAAUCACUGGACGCCCUUCUGUCUCGGGACCUGAUCAUGAAGGAGGACUAUGAACUCAUUAGCACCAAACCUACAAGGACCUCAAAAGUCAGACAGCUGCUAGAUACCUCUGACAUCCAAGGAGAAGAAUUUGCCAGAGUUAUAGUACAGAAGUUGAAAGAUAACAAGCAGAUGGGGCUUCAGCCUUAUCCGGAAGUACCUGUGGCCUCCAGAACACCAUCUUCAAAUUUCCUUCAAAAUAAAAGCUUAUGAGGGGGCCUUCUUUGAGAGGAAAGUCAGUUUACAAAUGGUUAUUUAUAUUUCUCUUACCUGUAUAAUAUUUGUAUAAAAAACAUGAGAGUAUUAGACACUUCACUUGAAGGUUUUUGGAAGAGUCUCUUCCCAUGACAUUGCAGUAUUUUUUUUAAAUUAAUAUAAGUAAAAAGUUUGCUCUAUGCUGUGUAGUUCAGUUUUUAUGUUAGUUUCACUACUUGAACUUUUUUAUGUAAUAAUUACACUUUUCUUGUAUGUAACGUGCCUUACGGUGGCCUUUGAUUCCGAUGGAACACGUUUUCACACCUUCUCUGCGGCUGCUUCUUGCUCCUCUAAAGUGCAGUUUGACAUUACAUAGCAGUGACACAGAAUCCCCACUCGCCAAUCCCAAAUUAAGAUCUCCAAAGAGUUAAAAAAAAACGCAUUUUUAAAUUUGACUUACAAACUCUUUAGAAGGUUGUUUCAGGGAAUACAAAGUGUACAAAGAAGGGGGGGGAGAAUCUUUUAUUAACCCUGGCCGUCCAUGUACCUGUGCUUAGCCUCUGCCUCCUGUCUGUCUCCAGACCGAGCAGCCCAGUGUGUGCCCUGUUGCAGCCUGCUUCCAGCUCCUGUUUUAAGCACAUGCUGGUUGGGUAGAGGCUGGCCCUUACUUAGCUGUUUUCUUUGUAACACACUAUGGUUUUUGAACUGAAAGGUAUAGCAAGUGUGCUCAUCCACACAUCUAACUCACUCCACUCAAUUAUCACACAUCAGCCAUGCCUCUCUGUGUUUGAUUUUCCAAGCUUGCUCACACCACUUCACAAGAAAAAGGCAAUACAGUGUGCAUUCUUUUUAUCUUCUGGUUGCUAGCUUAUGUCAGUAAAGGGAACCUAUACAAAGUGAUGCCUUUUUCUGAAAAUGGUUUAACAAAGUUAGAAGAAAGUGAAAAAUGGGAUGAAUUUGAAAGCUCAAAUUGAAAGACGCACCAGACUCAUAACCUAAGACAACAUGAGUGUGGAAUAAAAGGACUUAGAUCAUGUGGAGACCAUGAAGUAGUCCUUAAUUUGAAACAAGAAUUUUAAACACCAGGGUUGGCGAGAUGCCUGAGCACAGCAUGUGAGAGUACUGGCUGCUCUGGAAGAGGACCCAGGUUCUGUUCCUAGCACCCACAUGAUACCUCACAACUAUCAAUUACUCCAGUUCCAGGGAACCUAAACACUCUUAUGGCCUCGACAGGCCACCAGGCAGGUGGCCAGGGCACUUACAUGCAGGCAAAACACUCAUAUAUAAAACUAAAGGGAAAAAUGUUUAAAGAAUUUAAAUUCAAUUUUAAAAUGACAUUAACUUUUGAUGUGACUCUUAUGAGACUUUCAGAAACACAGAAAUUUAAAGAGAAAAAUAAAAAUCAAUUAGACU